AGAGUGGCCUGAGCUCCAAUGUUUAGAAGCCAAAGAGCAAUAACUUGAUAUGUUGGAGUGUUUCAUGCUAUAAAUCUACUAAAAUACCUUCACAUCGAAGGCGAAAAAGCACUCGAUUGUCGAUAAAGUCGCAGAAGAUCGCACCUCGGGACCUCACGUAUGUAUAUAGGUACAUCGUAUGACUUCAGACACAUAAAACAUCCAAGACGAUGGAAAGAUCUGAAAAGCAUGGGGGGAAGCUUCUUUCCAUCAUUAGCAAACUUGCCGAGCGGACAGGCCCUCUUGAUGAAUUUGAUAAAGAAGAAGAUGGAGGAAGAAGUGGUGAACCAAUUUCUGAGAGCUCUACAAGUGUAUCAACUAGCAUAAUUGACGAGUUAACAAAUGACCAAGGUGUAUGCGAUGUCACCAACAUCCAUGUUGUCACAGUUGAUCUUCCUGGCAGUUCUACCUCAACUCUGGAUACCCUCUCAAAACAUACCCUAACUACCAACACUUCAAUAAACAAACAAACAAAGCGUUCAUCACGGAAAAGGAGAGAUGUCGACUUGUCUAAUUACAUCACUACAAUAAAUAAACAAAGGACGAAGUAUUCAACAAUACUGAAGAAAAAGACAAUUACAUUGUCCAAUAGUAGCACUAGUAGGUUGAAGUUACAGCAGGGAAAGCAUUCAGUAUUGAAGAAGAUUGUUGAUUUCUCGUCUAACAGUGCCAGUUUAAGGAAGCAAGCAAAGAGUUUGACAGCCAACAAGAAGCCUAUCUCUACCACUAGCACUAAAGUAAACAAGCAACUAACAGGGAAUGUUUCGUGGAAAGAGAAGAGCGUUAAUUUGUCCACAAAAACUCAAAAUAAAAUUCAAGAGAGCGAUGAUACUCUAACACUCCGCAAAUUGGUAGAGCCGGCUCUUCAACAUUCAGAAAGCAGAAUUACAGCUGUUUCAUGCAAAGAAAAAACUGUUAAUUUGUCCACAAAAACUCAAAGUCAAAUUCAUAAGACCAAUAAUACUGUAUUACUUAGCAAAUUUAUGGACCCAUCUGUUCACAAUUUAGGAAGCAGGGUCACGGCUCGAAGAGUAGUUCAAGAGUCGUCUUCCAGGACUACACCAAUACGGCAAGCAUUGCUCUCAGUGGGCAAGUCUGCACCAUUUGGCAGAUAUACUCCGUCUCUUUUCAGACCACUUCCAUUAGCAUUGGCCCCAUUCAACAUUACUGGAACAAAUUAUUCAAUAGCGCGACCAGUGGCCGUUUCAGGAUGUAGUAUGGCAACACCCUCAGCGGUGAGCAGCAAUACAGAGGUAACUAGUUUUGCUGGAAUUACUCAGACACAAGGAUCCAAUCAAGCCCAUGGAAUUGUUGAAACUGAAGGGACCCCUCAGACUGCUGGGCUAUCUAGUAUUGAAGGGAGUGCAGGAGAACACGCAAAAAAACAUCCUGAUUCUGGUGGUGCUCCUGCCGGUAUACUAGAUGAUGAAACUGCUGCUAGGGCGCUACCAUUACGGGAAGCGGUUAGUUUAUCACUCAUGCCAACUCCACCAGCAAAAAUUGCACCAAACAUUACCAGAACAGUUCCUCCUCACUUGGAACGGAAGCCUGUUAAGUGUGGCCGGUGUACUAAGUGGUAUAGGAAUGUUCAUUUGCUAAAAAGUCACAAGUGUGCUCCGGAAUGGUAUCAGCCAGUACCCCAAGCGUUGGUUACCCUAGCUGCAUCAUCAACGGAAUCAUCCCCAGAAAGAGUACUUCUGCAGUUGACUCCUGAAGUAGUUUCAAAGUUGAAGGAAGCGAGUGAUAUUGUAUUGUCACAAACAAAAGAAAAAAGCGCAGCGAACACAUCCCAGACUAAAACACUGAAUGAACAACAUGUCUUGCUAGCUAUCAAGGAACCAAUGUUAAGUGAAAAAGGAAGAGUCGCUGGACAGGGAAGUAAAGUGGUCAGUGACAGUAAAGUUGACGGUGAAGAGACAUCUAAGUCUGGAACAAUAAGUGAACAAGCGACAAGAGUAAUAAAGAUAUUGAAUAAGCAAGGUACAACAUCUAUCCAUUUUCUGAAAGACAACGAGAAAGGAACUAUGAACGGUAACAGGACAAGCACUGCAAUUACAAUAACACCGUCUGCAUCUGAGUCAGGUGUAUCCACCACUGCAGGAGCAUGUGCAACAGCUGCUUCUUCGGUGACCUCAUUUGUAAAAUUCAUAGUCCCAACUCAGGCAUUGGUGAUACCUAGGCAGGGGGUAUCUGCGGUGCAGCAAGGUAAACAGAUGGUAUCUUUGGGCAUGAAGGAUGAUAAGCCACUUCCAACACGAAGUAUUCCAUGCAAGCACUGUGACAAGAAGUUCUAUUGGCAAGUCCACCUUCGCUUCCAUGUGGAAAGAAAACACGCAAAUAGAAAUACUGAAGAAAGGACUACCACCAUGGACACACGGGAUGAAGAUCAAGUACAGAAGACACCAGAUCAGGAACAGGACAAACCAGUUGAAGACCAGAAGAAACCGGAUCGAGAACUGCACAAACACGACCAAGAACAGGACAAACAAGUUAAAGACGAGAACGAUUUCGAUCAAAAACAGGAGAAACCUCAUCAAAAACAUGACAAACCAGUUCAGGAGCAGCUCAAUUACAGCUCUACGGAUAAAAAGGAGGCUACACCAGAUCAUAAGGAAGCCAACUUAAAUGAAACCCGGAUAACAGUUAAACCGGGUCAGGAGCAGAAUGAAGCCAACCAAGAGUAUCACAAUCGAGGGUCCGAUCCACAAGAAAGCAUAUCAGAUCUAAAGCGGGACAAGCCAAAUGAAACGCGAAAAAAUUCCGACCAGGAACUGGGCAAAAUUGGUCAGAAACUGGGUCAAGAGAUGGUCAAACCUGUUCAAGGACACUCACUGGAUGAUAAAAAUACCAAACUGGAUCAAGCACGGACCAAACCGGAUCAAGGACAAGCCAAACCAGAUCAAGCAAAGACCGAACCGGAUCAAGGAAAAACCAAACCGGAUCAAAGACAAGACAAACCGGAUCAAGUACAGGCCAAAUCAAGGGACAAACCCGAUUCGGAACAGCCCCAACCAGACCAAGAACAAACUGACCCCAAACAUGAUGGACAAAAAGUAACAGAAAAAGAUACGAAUAUCCUAGGACAAGACGGGGAUGAUAAGACUAAAUCUAAUGUGCAGAUUGACGCAUCAAGUGUUGAUAAGCCGCAGCAAAACCCUGCGAAAGAGGAUCCCCGUGCCAAUGAGAACUAUUGUGAUCACUGCGAUAAGACAUUUGACCAGACGGAAGCCCUGAGGCUUCACGUUAAGAAGGCCGUUUGGGUGUUGAAGGGGAAGCUGAAGGAGGUGAAAGAGCGGGACAUAUCAUGUCCAAAAUGCGACAGAACGUUUACGGAAGAACGCCAUAUGAGGUGUCAUUUGUUCACCCACCAGGCACAGGCGGUGAAAUGUGAUGUGUGCCAAAAAAUGUGUCGCAAUGAAAAUGCGCUCAAGGUUCACAAAGGCCGAGAGCACAGUGUCCUAGAAUUCAUCUGUGAGCACUGCGGAAAGAAGCGUUUGUCUAAAAAAUCACUCGGCAACCACCUAAGAACUCACAGAGAAAAAAUCCAUAAAUGCGGCUUCUGCGAAAAGAGUUUCUUCUCUUCUAACCGGCUCCAGGCCCACCAGGCUGUUCAUACUGGAGAUAAGCCCUACAAAUGCAAGGAGUGCGGGAGGGGGUUUGUCCUGUGGAAAGAUCUUAGCAAUCAUGGCUUCGUCCACAAAACUGACAAACCUUAUAAGUGUGAUAUGUGCGACAAAUCAUACAAGAGACCAGACGCUCUGAGAGUCCACAAGAUAAGUCACUCUGAAGACAAACCGUUUAAGUGCGACACAUGUGGGAGGAAAUUCAACCAGAAAAUCUGCCUGACGCUUCACCUUCCCUGCAGAGAAGAGGAGAGACGCCAGAAACGGGAAGAAGCGCGUAAGAGACGAGAGGAGAAACUAGCGAAGAAGGAAUCGAGCAAAUCUAGUAAUAAAAGAAAGUCGAAGGAACAAAGUGGUAAUCCGUCUUUCAAAAGGAUUAAGUCCACAACCAAGGGAAGAGAGACGGAAGUUACAAAAGAUUUCCCAGUUGUGGAAUCCUCAGAUAAAUCUUGCAGUGAUAUGUCCAUAAAAAGAAGCAGAAAAUGCAAUAGUAGAAAGAUUGUUACUAAAGAUUCUGGGAAAGUGAAGGGUCAUGGAGUUUCAGAGGAAUCAUCCAAAAUGCCACCCAGUGAAUCGUCUAAAGGAGCAUCAAGUAGAACGCCAAGAAUACCAAAGUCAUCGAUCGACGAAGACCACUUAUCCAAAGAAACGGAAGUACCAGAUAAUGGCGGCAGAGAGACCAGAAGUAAACGCAGGGAGCAAAAUGCCCCUGAAGAAGAUAAGACCGUAAAGAGAACCUUACGAAAGAGAACUAGUGAACCGACAAAGCAAUAUGAGCCGAAAACAAAACAAACCCGUACCAGCAGGCGUGCUAAGUCACCAGCAGGAGCUGAAAAGAAGAACCUCCAAGCGGCCCAAGAAGACGGCCUUGCGGAACUCCGCAAAGAAGCUUUGUCCAUAGACCAUAAUAUAGCAGGAGACUCGUGCAAGGACGCCGAGGGUUCUAGUCCAGGUGUUUUUGAACAACUAGGCGUGUCUAGUGGUCUUAGGUCCAGAGGCUCACGAAUUCCUGGUACGGCGAAUCCAGAAGUCAGCAACCAAAACGUCCAGGAAUCUAAUGGCAGACAAACCCAUCAUCGGAGUGUUCCAGAAAGGGUCCCCCAAGACAAUUUGACUGGGACGUCACUUGAUUCAUACCUUCUUGACCCUAGCAACAUCAUCAGACGUUCAGAGCCUAGAAUAUACAGCACUAUCACACAAGGUUCGUCAUCCGUUGGAUAUUCCCCAUUGAAUACUAGGUUACCCGACCAGGCCUUUCAGCAUAUGACUGAGUGCUCAUCACGGCCUGGCAGCUCUUCGUAUUCUUUUACAACAAACAGGAAUCAUACACAGGGAAGGCACCCCUGUGCGCAGGGUCCCUUAUCUACAGGGCAAAUCCCAUUGAGCGUUAGCGUAACCAAUCAGAUGGCAAGCCCGGACUCGUGCAUGUACUCUUCCAAUGCAACACCCUAUAUGUCUUAUAACACUAACGCUUAUACCCAAGACAGACCUUUAAUGCCCCACAGUGGAACAGGACUUGCUCCAUGUGAUGAUUCAUUCCCAAGUAGCAACCAAGAGGAUCUUAGCAGCGUUUUGUUCUCUGCGAUGGAUCCUGAUAACAUCGCAAGUCUAGUGGAAAAUACAGACAUGUUCCUUUAGAGAUAAUCCCUCGAAGAUAUACAUAGUUACAUUUUGCCAUUCUAAGAAGUUGGGAUAGAUACUCAAAGUUCUUUCCAAAUAGGCAACUUGUUGAGUUUUUGAAGUGCUUAUUCGGUUAAGAUAACGUUUUUUAAAUAAAUAUUCAUGAUUGUCAAGAUACAGCUUUCAAGUAUCAUUAUAUCAUACCAAUGUAUCCAGUCACAAAAAAUAUGUGUAUAAAAAGGGAGUUCGUGUAAAA
Messenger RNA from Nematostella vectensis (starlet sea anemone), 5538 nucleotides. RefSeq lists its product as uncharacterized. The record is from RefSeq and is a predicted model, not a curated record. The transcript has 10 exons. Bases 210 to 5300 code for a protein of 1696 amino acids. Lineage: Eukaryota; Metazoa; Cnidaria; Anthozoa; Actiniaria; Edwardsiidae. Gene Ontology annotation, biological process: regulation of transcription by RNA polymerase II. Gene Ontology annotation, molecular function: RNA polymerase II cis-regulatory region sequence-specific DNA binding; DNA-binding transcription factor activity.